UUUCAGUGAAUCUGAAAGAAAAGUACCUUCCACUUUUUUACAUGAACAACAAAGCAGAAAAGGGAUGAAGUAAAGGAAGAGACAAUAUUGUUACUCAGAAAUGUAUGUAGAAUUGCUCUCCUGUCAUGUAUAUAAGAAGGAGCUCAGGCGUUAUUCUGGACACAUCUGAUCUGAGAUCUUCCAGCUCUACAAGACUCUUUCUGUCGUUGUGAACAAACAUCUUGAAGAAUGAGAAGCCUGAUGUUUCUGAUGGUCCUGGUUCUCGUCUGCUCUGUGCCGAUGACUUCAAGUGCUCCCCUCGCAUUAAAUGUAGCAAAAUGCUGUAUGAAGUUCAAUAAUGUGAAGAUUCCUGUGAAACAGGUGAAGUCUUACUACUGGACCAGCAGCGAAUGUCCAAAACCAGCCAUUGUGUUUCAGACAUUUAAAGGUAAAGAGUUCUGUAUAGAUCCAGAGACCACCUGGGUGAACCACCAUGUUGAUAAUGUGGACAAGAGAACUCCUGCUGCAACAACAACAACAACAACACCAAUAACAACAACUGCUGCAACAUCUUCUGCUGCAUCAACUGCUACACAGCAAAGACUUGCAACCCAACAGUCUAAAACAAGCUACACUGUUUCUUCUUGAACUUUACAUUGUAAACAUAAUGGUAUAUCUGACUAUUUCUGAUGUGUAUAUGAAAAUACUUUUUUAAUAAACUAUAAAUUA
Molecule: messenger RNA, 708 nt
Organism: Pimephales promelas (fathead minnow)
Lineage: Eukaryota; Metazoa; Chordata; Actinopteri; Cypriniformes; Leuciscidae
Product: C-C motif chemokine 2
Biological process (GO): immune response
Cellular component (GO): extracellular region
Molecular function (GO): chemokine activity
Source: RefSeq, a predicted model, not a curated record